Molecule: messenger RNA, 210 nt
Organism: Bipolaris oryzae ATCC 44560
Lineage: Eukaryota; Fungi; Ascomycota; Dothideomycetes; Pleosporales; Pleosporaceae
Exons: 1
Source: RefSeq, a predicted model, not a curated record
UUCUUUUCUAGAAGAAUUGAUCUGAUACGUUACAUAGCAAACGGGUGGAAAAAAAAGUCAAAGAAUGGAAUAAGUUGUGACCCUCGACUCUCGAUGUCUGCGAGAAGCUCCUGCAAUGGAAGCAGGCGGCGACAGGCGAGGAGACUAAGAAAGGGUGUCCGGCGCGCUGUUAUCUCUGCUUCUACUGGCGCAAUGAAUUCUGCUGCCUAA